Molecule: messenger RNA, 992 nt
Organism: Pocillopora verrucosa
Lineage: Eukaryota; Metazoa; Cnidaria; Anthozoa; Scleractinia; Pocilloporidae
Product: serine/threonine-protein kinase 35-like
Biological process (GO): protein phosphorylation
Molecular function (GO): ATP binding; protein serine/threonine kinase activity
Source: RefSeq, a predicted model, not a curated record
CCGAAAUGCAACAAGCCUGGAUUGAUCUUCCCCCAAGACUGCGUGUGGGCGACAAAACAGUGAGAGUUGAACAGCACCUUGGUAGUGGUGCAUUUGGAGAUGUCUACAAAGUAAGAGACGAGGCGCGCUCUAAAGUCUAUGCCUUAAAAGAUGUUCUUUGCCUAAACGCUUCACAAGUUCUUGAUGCAAUCCGUGAGGCAGUAACACUGUGCCAAAUCUCUCACGAAAACAUCAUCGCCAUAAAGGGAGCGGAUCGGUUCGUCGACAAUCAAAGCAACUUGCACAUGUUGAUUUUGACAGAGUAUUGCGCGGGUGGAAACUUAAACGAACGCCUCGCUCGACCAAGCUCUGAACGAAUCAACUGGAAGUGGAUGAGUCAAGCUGCUGAUGCCGUAGCCUACCUUCACAGAAAUGACGUGGUUCACCGCGACCUAAAACCGGAAAACGUACUUUUGAACAGACGUGGAAAUGUUACACUAGCCGACUUUGGCCUGGCUCGUGAGUACAUCGCGCUUAGACGAGUUGACGGGCGAAGAAACGAUGGCUCGUGGAUGCAAAUGUUCGUACAAUACUACAUGGACUCCGAAGUUGGCACGCCGUACUGGUUAGCUCCUGAAUGUGUCACAGGUCACUACACAGAAAAAGCCGAUGUCUUUUCCCUUGGCCUGCUGUUUUUUGCCAUCCUAGAACGAGAUUACAAAGAAAGCAACGGAAAAAUGUAUUACGGUGCAUUUAAACGUAUUCGCGGUGUUGGAAAAGUUGGCCUUGGGGUUGCAAUGGCAAUGUACAAUCCAGGAACUGACAUAACAUUUUGCAGACGCGCACAGGGCUCCAGGGAUGUGCAGAGGUUAGUCAUCGAGGCUUUACAGUACGAUCCUGAUGAUCGACCGAGCGCUGUCGAGCUAUGUAAUACGUUAGAAGAGACUGAAGACUUGGAUCUGGAAUGGCUCUUUAGGUUCUUAAGCGAAGAUUCCCCAUUAGAAUCACCAUGA